Paramecium tetraurelia is the source of this 825-nucleotide messenger RNA. RefSeq lists its product as uncharacterized. NCBI's taxonomy places the organism in Eukaryota, Ciliophora, Oligohymenophorea, Peniculida, Parameciidae. The record is from RefSeq and is a predicted model, not a curated record. The transcript has 3 exons.
AUGCAAAACAUCAAAAAGAGUAAAUAUCGAUUGAAAGAUGUUAUUGAAGGUAAGACUAUCAAUGAUGAAAAAUCUGCUUAAAAAUUUGUUCAACUAUCUCAUAUUAAAAAAAAUGUUUCAGAAUUUAACGAAUUGAAAUCAACACUUCAAGAUCGUAAAGUCACAUUUGCUAAAUUUGCAUUUAGAUAAUAAGAAUUGAUCGAUGACAAGAAGACUUGGCCCUGUCUUAAAAGGAAUAUGUACAAGAACAAGAAUAGGUUCUAUGUAAAUAACCGAGUUAAUACCAAAGUUCGAUCUUUAUAAAUAUCUCAAAUAAUCUCAGUAAUUAUAUUAACUUAAAAAAGUUUAGAACCUUCCAAAAGAGUUCUUAGAAGGUAUGCUCAUUGGGAAUGGGAUUAAGAACAAGAUGAUAAAAAAGAAGUCCCUCCUUCUUACAAGUUUACAUCAAAAACUGAAUUUGAGUAUAAGAAGAAAUUAGAAACUAAAGAUGCUGAAAAGAAACUACGAAAAGAUAUCAUUAAGAAAUGGGCUUCAAGUCUACCAGAUGUUGCAGGAUUGACCGCAUUUGGUAAAUAAUUUACUAUGCAAUCAUCUCCUUUAAGGAGCACAAAAACUACUCUAUCUAAAACUCAUACUCAUUUCAGUUCAAAUCCAAGGAGUGAAUCGCUAUUGUUUGUAUCUGGUCUGAUUCAUGAACUAGAUGAAAUAAAAUAAGACAAUUCCAAAAUAAGAAAAAAACUAAGAGGAACACAGACAAACUUAUAAAAGAUAAUUGAAAAGUAGUAACAAUAAAAAGUAGCUUUUAUGGAAAUUAAUGGACAAUGA